Messenger RNA from Oxyura jamaicensis (ruddy duck), 3681 nucleotides. RefSeq names its product cysteinyl leukotriene receptor 2 (gene CYSLTR2). Gene Ontology annotation, biological process: G protein-coupled receptor signaling pathway. The record is from RefSeq and is a predicted model, not a curated record. The coding region runs from base 408 to 1340 and encodes 310 amino acids. The transcript has 2 exons. Lineage: Eukaryota; Metazoa; Chordata; Aves; Anseriformes; Anatidae. Gene Ontology annotation, cellular component: plasma membrane. Gene Ontology annotation, molecular function: G protein-coupled receptor activity.
UCUUAAGAAACCAUAAGGUCUGUUCAUCAGGAUUUCCUUUCCUUUCCUACUACUCAUUGCCCUUCUGUGGCUUCUGCAUAAAUAGCAUUUGGAUUUUGCUUUAAUUUUUUGUGAUUUUUUUUUUUUUUUUUUUUUUUUUUUUUUUUUUCCUUUUCACUAACAAAACUGAAAGUUGUUAACAGCAAGCAGAAGAAGGAAAUACUGAGCACACCAGAAGGCACACGAGCUGAGAUCAUUUACAGGAGCAUCGCAAGUGAUUACUCAUUAAGGAACCUUUAUUUUCCACUGCAUCUUGUAACUUCUGCCCUGUGAAACCACCCCAGCAUUGAACUCCCUGCAGAGGCUGCAACCCUGCACUCACUCCCCUUCUUUCUACCUUGGCAGGAAGACAGAGACAACUCCAGACUAUGAAUAUUUCCGAGACGAUGACAAACAACAACUCAAAUAGCAGCUCAUUCAACUGUACCAUUGAUGCCUUCAAGCAAACCAUUUAUCCUGUCAUGUACCUCUUUAUCUUCUUCCUGGGUGCUGUUGGAAAUAGCCUCUCCAUAUAUGUUUUCUUCCAGCCUUCCCAGAGGAAGACCUCAGUAAACAUUUACAUGCAGAACUUGGCUGUUUCAGAUCUCAUGUUUGUGAGCACUUUGCCCUUUCGGGCCUCUUAUUACCUGUUGGGAUCGCAUUGGAUAUUUGGUGAUAUUGUCUGCAGGAUUAUGACUUAUGCCUUGUAUGUGAACAUGUAUUGCAGCAUUUAUUUUCUCACCGUGCUCAGCGUGGUUCGUUUCACCGCCAUUGUUUACCCAUUCAAGCACUGGAAAAUAACCAAAAUGAAGUAUGCCAAGAUAACCUGUGCAGUGAUAUGGGUCUUUGUUCUGGCAGCAUCCAGCCCUCUGUUUUGCAAACAAAUUGCUGGGUACAGUAACCCAGACAAAUGUUUGGACCUCCACCCUGGAAGCACAGAUAUUCUCCUCAUGAUGAACAGCGUUGUCCUCAUUGUGGGCUUCAUCCUGCCCUUUUGCACCAUUAUCUUCUGCUAUGUCUUUGCCAUCAGGGCACUGCUCAAUUCCAGGACUCCUCAGCGCAAGAAGACGGUCUCUCACAAGAAGGCACUGUCAACCAUCAUCAUCACUCUCAUCCUCUUCCUCCUGUGCUUCCUGCCGUACCACGUACUGCGGACAGUCCACCUGAUGCUCGGCAGCUGGAGCCAGAACGACCUGUCCGUGCACAAAGCACUGGUGGUCACGCUCUGCCUUGCCGCCACGAACAGCUGCCUCGACCCUGUGCUCUACUACUUUGCUGCUGAAAAUUUCAAAGCGAGAAUCAGAAGUUUAUACCGCAGGUAGCUGGGGCAGAACUGCAAAAUCACAUACGCACAUUCCUGCUGGAGCAUCUACACUGUGUCCAUGCUAUUAAAUGAAAGAGGCUGCAUGAUGCUGACCACACUGCUCUGUGCCAGGCCCCUCUGGACCACAAGUGUCUGAGAAAGACCUCAUGGGGUUAGCAAAACCAAGGCAGGAGCUCAGCGGCGUCUGGUCAGAGGUUAGGUGCUUGGGCAUGAUCCCUGGUCCUCAUCUGUUGAGAGCUGUAGACGCAGCUCUAAUGUCCACCUUCCCCACGAAAAGGGAAGGACAGGAAUGUGCCUUGCUACUAGAGUCCGUUUAUUUAAUUUCAUGAUACCCAAUGAGUGAUUUAAAGGGAAACCACUCACCUGAGUAUCUUAGUGUCUCUUUGCUCUCCUUUUCCCUGCGUGUGUAGCGGUGCCUGUCUCAGGUGCUGCGCCACCCGAGAGCUUCACACUCCCCUGCAAGGUCUCUACAAACACUCACCAAAGGUUUACACAUAAUAGAAAUGUAAAGUAUCACUAACACUUUCUGCUGAGGCUGACUUUGUAAAUCAGGCAAAGAACCAAAUGGGACCCAGUGCUGGCACAGCCUUUUCAGAAGGAAUUACCAUUUCCAGAUUUUCCUCUCUGAGCUGGCCACUGAGGUAUUUUGUUUAAGAUUUCACUGAUUAUCAAGUGAGAUUACGGUUUCCAGCAAACAGUGUGGGUACUGGGAUGCUAUGAAUGAUGACUAUUGGCAGUGAGGGCAGGUAGUGGGCUGGCAUGGACCUGGAAGGCUGCAGGUUUGGCAGCUCAUCCUCGUGUAGGGAUCCAGAAGCAAACUAAAAUUAUUUAGGCAAUGAUGAGUUACUCCUAUGCGUGCUUUGGGAAAUCUCAUGAAAUGGCUGUCUGAAUUUUAAGUCCGUGAAUAAUUUCUAGCACAUUUCCUACAAAUCAGACCAGUUGCAAUUAAGUGAAAACAGGGUCCAAACUCCGACCGCAUUGAGAUUUCUUUUUAAUUGUACCUCAUUUUUUAAUAAUAAUUAAAAAAAAAAAAAAAAAAAAAAAAAAAAAGGCUUGUCAUGGCUUGUCAUGUUUCCCAGGAAAGCAACUGUCUCAUGAAAACUUGCAACAAUGCUGAAAGCGUUCUCUUCCUGUGAAAUCCUCCCAAAGGAAGGUUUCUGCCAGUGAAAAUGCUUUCUCAGUGCUCUGAACCUUGUUGGAGAAAGCUCUUGGUAAACUGAGCAUUAUUACUCCCAAGCAAAAAUGACUGCAACUAGCUAUUUUCAGCUCUGUCUCAAAUUUGCAGAAAACAAGUCAUUGCUGGUCAGGUGGAAAAGUACUUGACAUAGCUUUCAGAAAAUCUUGUUUUUCUUGGCUAUCUAAGGGUUAUGUUCAAUUGAAGAGUCAAUCUGUUUUAGUCAUUUUAUGCUGUCUUUGACGUAAGCACAAAGUUUUAUCAUGAAGUUUUCACCGUUCACUUUCCAAAUCCUUGUUUAAAUAGCUCAGAUUGGCUCAUGCGUCCCACGGCACAUCUUGGAGCUGAUGUAAUGAAGCCAUUUGAAUUCCUGCAGUGCUGGGUCCCAUGCUGUAGAAGGAAUAAAGAGUAAUACAUAAGGUCUGCAAUGUCAGUGGGAUCAAGAUGGUAGCCUGUGCAAAAAGAUAGUGGGCAAAUAAUUAGAAGGAAAGAGGGCAACCUCUUUUUCUGUGUUUUUCCCCUGUCAGGAGUAAGCCUGAGCAGGGAAAAGUGACAAUUCUGGAGCCUCUGGCAAGAUACUGUAUGCCUUAAAUGCUACGAGGGAAUGGAAAAUAACUAGAGAUGGUUAUCUUCAGCCUAAUCUCACCAAAGUGUUUGUGUCUGUGUCUAUCCAAAUGCACCCUAUUAGUGAAUAGUUUUGCAUCUAAAGGAUAGAUAUAUCUCACUUGUGUCAAAACCAUGUUUCAAUAAACUAGAUUUACUAGUUGCUGAAGUUAUGUUUUGUAUUGAUUGCACAGCUAACAAGGAAUCUCUUUGGAGUGCAGGGGGAGAAAGAUGAAGACACAGAGAUCGAGUUUGUGUAAGUGGGCUAACAUUUCACAAGACAGAAAUGUCUUUGGAGGUAUGAGAGCAUCCUGUUGUCAUCUUCACCAAGGAAAUAGUAGGGAACAUGAGUCAAAAUCUGAGGUGUGGAUACAUUAACAGAUUUUCUUAAUAUUAUUUAUUGCAAAAGGAUUGAAGAUCAUCCAUGUUAGAGAUCCUCACACACAACUUUAGCAAUACGUGCAUUACAUGCCACACUCACAUUUACUGCCAUUUCUCUAUUUGGCACCCUUGUAUGUUUCUGCUCACUGAACAGAAGACCAUGUAGUGGAAAAAACAACAA